GCCACCUGAUCUCACUGGCAGGAAGUUCCAUUUCUAAGCCAGAUGUGAUUACGUUACUAGAGCAAGAGAAAGAGCCCUGGAUUGUUGUAAGUAAAGAAACAAGCAGACGGUAUCCAGGUAAGUGAGAGUAAAGCAGGCGGGGGGAAGCCAUCAUUGUCCCGGACAGCCAUGUGCUCAGAGAGGAGUCACACCCCUGAGAUGUGGUUUGGAAAACUUUCUUCAAUGACCCAAGGUCCCCCAUUGGACAAAAAUGCCCAAGACCUGGGAAGGAAAUAAGAUCACUCUAGGAGCUAUCCCCAAGGAACUUCAUCAUUUACUAAUCACCUAAUUUCUGUUAUUUUCUUCCUUUUUUAAUGAAGUGAGUUUCCUCUUUCUUUCCCAGCGUAAACUUUAAACGUCUUAAAAAUUAUUUUUUAAGAGACAGCAUCUUGCUAUGUUGCCCCGGCUGAUCUUGAACUCUUGGCCUCAAGUCGUCUUCCUGCCUCAACCUCCUAAGUAGCUAAAAUUAUAGGCAUGAGCCAAUGCUUCUGGCCCCCAGUGUAAACUCUCCUGGCCCCCAGUGUAAACUCUCCUGGCCCCCAGUGUAAACUUUUAACACGUAUUUUGGAUCCAGCUACUUUCCAACUCUGCUUUUGCAUUUAGAUUUCUACAUGUGUUUUCACUAAGAAAUGUAUUCACGUUCAGUAAAUAUGUAUUGAGUGCACAUUCCUAGAAGGCCUGUGCUUGGCUCUGUCAAUACUGUAAUGUACAGGUAAUGAACAAGACUGAGAAAGUCACUGCUGUCAUGGACUUUACCAGCAGUUGGUGAGACAUGCCUCAAACAAGUAAGCAAAUGAAUAGAUAAGGAAUACCAGAUAAUCAUGUUAUAGAGACAAGGAAAUAGGAGUGAUGGGGUGAGAAUGGCAGCACUUGGGUGCUUAGGGUACCUGUCUGGAAGUGGGCAUGCUUGCGUAGAGAUGUGAAGUAAGGGUUCAAGUCGUGUGUCCGGGUGAGAGUAAUCUAGUCAGACUGAGCAGGAAACACAAAGGUGGAGUAAGUAAUGGAACGGCGGGAAGAGAGAUCAGAGUUAGGUUGGAGUCGUAUCAUACAGGGUUUUGACUGUCAUUGUGAGGAAUGUGGGAAGUUCUUCAAGAGUUAUUUAUUCAUUUUUAAUUGAUACCCAAUAUUUGUACAUAUUUAUGGAAUACAUGUUAUGUUUUUUUCCAUGCAUAGAAUGUGUAAUGAGCAAGUGUCAGGGUAUUUGAGGUAUCCAUCAGAUCCACCAGAGGAGUGUUUAUCAUUUCUUUCUGAUAGGAACAUUUCAAGUCUUCUAGCUAUUUUGAAAUAUACAAUACAUUGUUGUUAAUUAGAGUCACUCUACUCUGCUUAUGAACAUUAGAAGUCAUUCCUCAUAUUUAACUGUAUGUUUGUAACAUUAACCAACUCCUCUUCCUCCCCCACCCCUCACCCACACACCCUUCCUAACCUCUGGUUUCUAUCAUUCUAUUCUCUACUUCUGUGAGAUCUUUUUUUAGCCUCCAGAUAUGAAUGAGAACAUAUGAUAUUUGUCUUUCUUUUUUUUGAGUUGGAGUCUCAUUUUUGUCGCCUAGGCUGGAGUGCAGUGGUGCAAUCUUGGCUCACUGCAACCUCUGCCUCCUGGGUUCAAACAAUUCUCCUGCCUCAGCCUCUCGAGUAACUGGGAUUACAGUUGCCUGCCACCACGCCUGGCUAAUUUUUGUAUUUUUAAUAGAGAUGGGGUUUCACCACGCUGGCCAGGCUGGUCUCAAAUUCCUGACCUCAGGUGAUUCACCCACCUCGGCCUCCCAAAGUGCUGGGAUUACAGGCGUGAGCCACUGCGCCCAGUCUGAUAUUUGUCUUUCUGACCUCUGAUUCCCUCCAUGUUGCUGCAAAUGACAUGAUUUCAUUUUUUAAAUGCCUGAAUAGUAUUCCAUUGUGUAUAUAUCACAUUUUCUUUAUCUGUUUGUCUGUUGGGGGACACUUAGGUUGAUUCCAUACCUUUGGUAUUUUCAAUAAUGCUACAAUAAUCAUACAAGUGCAGGUAUCAUUUUGAUAUACUGAUUUCUCUUCCUUUGGAUUAAUACCCAGUAGUGGGAUUGUUGGAUCAUAUGGUAGUUCUAUUUUCAGGUUUUUGAGAAAUCUGCAUGCUGUUUUCCAUAGUGAUUAUACUAAUUUGUAUCCCACCAACAGUAUAUAAGAGUUCCUUUAUUCAGCCAGGUGCAGUGGCUCAUGCUUGUAAUCCCAGCAUUUUGGGAGGCUGAGGCAGGCGGAUCAUGAGGUCAGGAGAUCGAGACCACGGUGAAACCCCGUCUCUACUAAAAAUACAAAAAAUUAGCUGGGCGUGGUGGCAGGUGCCUGUAGUCCCAGCUACUCGGAGAGGCUGAGGCAGGAGAAUGGUGUGAACCCGGGAGGCGGAGCUUGCAGUGAGCCGAGAUUGCGCCACUGCACUCCAGCCUGGGCACAGAGCGAGACUCCAUCUCAAGAAAAAAAAAAAAAAAAAAGAGUUCCUUUUUUCCCUUAUCCUCUCAGGUAUGUUUAAACUCAAUGUUUCUUUGUUAAUUUUCUCUCUAGAUGAUCUAAUUCUGAGAGUGGCACAUUGACGUCCCCAAUGAUUAUUGUACUGCAGUAUCUCUCUCCCUUUUGCUCUAAUAAUAUUUGCCUUAUAUAUCUGGGUGUUCUGGUGUUGGUAUUGUAUGUUUAGAAUUGUUAUAUCCUCUUGCUGAAUGGAUCCCUUUAUCAUUAUAUGAUGACCUUCUUUGUCUCUUUUUGCUGUUUUUUACUUAAAAUCUGUUUUUUUCUGAAUAAAUGUAGCUAUUUCUACUCACUUUUGGUUUCCAUUUGUAUGGAAUAUCUUUUCCUGUUCUUUUAGUUUCAAUCCAUAUGUGUCUUUACCAGUGAGAAGACUUUCUUGUAGGCAGCUUAUAAUUGGAUCAUGUUUUUUCAUCCAUUCAGCUCGUCUGUAUCUUUUAAAUGAAGUUUAAUCCAUUGACAUUCAAUGUGAUUACUGAUAUGUGAGGGCUGAUUCUUAUCAUUUUAUUAAUUGAUUUCUAGUUGUUUUGUAUAUAUUUUGUUCCUUUCUCUUUUAUUUUUUAUCAUUGUAGUUUGGUUGUUUUCUUUAGGGCUAACAUUUGAGUCCUUUGUCCUUAUUUGUAUGUUUGCUGUGUCAGUAGGUUUUAUACUUUUGUGUGUUUUCACAAUGGUAGAUAUUUUCCUUUCACUUCUAGGUGUAGGACUCUUGAACAUAUCUUGUAGGGUUGGUCCAGUGGUGAUGAAUUCCAUCACCUUUUGCUGUCUGGGAAAGACUAUUUCUUUUUCAUUUUUGUAGAAUACUUUGCUGAGGAUAGUGUCCUUGACUGGUGAUUUUUUUCUUUCAACACUGAAUGUAUAAUCUCAUUCUCUCUCAUUUCUCUCUGUUGAGAAAUCUGCUGUUAGGCUGAUGAGAGUUUCCUUGUAAGUGACUAGAUGCUUUUCUCUUGCUGUUUUUAGUAUUCUCUUUUGUCUUUGACUUUUAUAUUUUGACCAUAAUAUGCCAUGGAGAAUACCUUUUUGUAUUUUAUCUAUUUGGGUAUCUCUGAGCUUCCUGUAUCAAGAUGUCUGCAUCUCUUACUAGAGUUGGAAAGUUUCCUGCUAUUAUUUCAUUAAAUAGAUUUUCUAUCCUUUAUGUUUUCUCUUUGUCUCUAGGACCUCGAAAAUUCAAAUAUUUUGUUGUUUUAUGAUGUCCCAUAUGUCACGGAGGCUUUAUUCAUUCAUUCAGAUGUUCUCAGGAAAACAUUUAUCCUAAGGCUUAAAAGAUGAGUUGGGGGGGUGGAGCCAAGAUGGCCAAAUAGGAACAGCUCCGGUCUACAGCUCCCAGCAUGAGCGACGCAGAAGACGGGUGAUUUCUGCACUUCCAUCUGAGAUUUGGAGUCAAAAUAUGGACCUGAGAAAAUAUCUCCACAAAAUGAUAUUUUUGAAAUAAAUUUACCCAAACAUGUUAUAAAGCAAAUAAGUAAAACUCUUGGCCUCGAGGCCUUUUAUUUUAGAAAUGACUCAGAAUAUAGAAGUAGAUUUGAGGGACUACAGGGAUAUCAAGAAGGAUAUAUCAACCAGAAGAUCGUCAGCUAUGAAGAAAUGCCUGCUUAUACUCGUGCUUCUCUUAUUCAUAAUACACAUCAACCACAUGAAUGUAAGGAAUGUGGGAAAUACUUUAGUCGUGGUUCAAAUCUUAUUCAGCAUCUGAGUAUUCAUACUGGAGAGAAACCCUAUAAAUGCAAAGAAUGUGGGAAAGCCUUUCACCUUCACAUACAACUUACUCGACAUCAGAAAUUUCAUACUGGUGAGAAAACUUUUGAAUGUAAGGAAUGUGGAAAAGCCUUUAAUCUUCCCACCCAGCUUAAUCGCCAUAAGAACAUUCACACAGGUGAGAAACUGUUUGAAUGUAAGGAAUGUGGGAAGUCUUUUAAUCGUAGCUCAAACCUUACUCAGCAUCAAAGUAUUCAUGCUGGUGUAAAACCAUAUCAAUGUAAGGAGUGUGGGAAAGCCUUUAAUCGUGGUUCAAAUCUUAUUCAACAUCAAAAAAUUCAUUCCAAUGAGAAACCCUUUGUAUGUAGGGAAUGUGAGAUGGCCUUUCGAUAUCAUUACCAACUCGUUGAACAUUGCCGAAUUCAUACUGGCCAGAAACCCUUUGAAUGUAAAGAAUGCAGAAAGGCCUUUACUCUUCUGACAAAGCUUGUUCAACAUCAGAAGAUUCAUAUGGGUGAGAAGCCCUUUGAAUGUAGGGAAUGCGGGAAGGCCUUUAGUCUUCUCAAUCAGCUUAAUCGCCAUAAGAACAUUCACACAGGUGAAAAACCAUUUGAAUGUAAAGAAUGUGGGAAGUCCUUUAAUCGUAGUUCAAACCUUAUUCAACACCAGAGUAUUCAUGCUGGUGUAAAACCAUAUAAAUGUAAGGAGUGUGGGAAAGGCUUUAAUCGUGGCGCAAAUCUUAUUCAGCAUCAAAAAAUUCAUUCCAAUGAGAAACCCUUUGUAUGUAGGGAAUGUGAGAUGGCCUUUCGAUAUCAUUACCAACUUAUUCAACAUUCCCAAAUUCAUACUGGUGAGAAACCCUUUGAAUGUAAAGAAUGUGGAAAGGCCUUUAGUCUUCUGACACAGCUUGCUCGACAUAAGAACAUUCAUACUGGUGAGAAACCAUUUGAAUGUAAAGACUGUGGGAAGGCCUUCAAUCGUGGCUCAAACCUUGUUCAACAUCAGAGUAUUCAUACUGGUGAGAAGCCCUAUGAAUGUAAGGAGUGUGGGAAGGCUUUUAGACUUCACCUACAACUUUCUCAACAUGAGAAAACUCAUACAGGUGAGAAAUCCUUUGAAUGUAAGGAAUGUGGGAAAUUCUUUCGUCGUGGUUCAAAUCUUAAUCAACAUCAAAGUAUUCAUACCGGAAAGAAACCCUUUGAAUGUAAGGAAUGUGGGAAAGCUUUUCGACUUCAUAUGCACCUUAUUCGACAUCAGAAAUUUCAUACUGGUGAGAAGCCCUUUGAAUGUAAGGAAUGUGGCAAGGCCUUCAGUCUUCACACCCAGCUUAAUCGCCAUAAGAACAUUCACACAGGUGAGAAGCCAUUUGAAUGUAAAGAAUGUGGGAAGUCUUUUAAUCGUGUCUCGAACCUUGUUCAACAUCAGAGUAUUCAUGCUGGUGUAAAACCAUAUGAAUGUAAGGAGUGUGGGAAAGGCUUUAGUCGUGGUUCAAACCUUAUUCAGCAUCAGAAAAUUCAUUCCAGUGAGAAACCCUUUGUAUGUAAGGAGUGUAGGAAGACCUUUAGAUAUCAUUACCAGCUUACUGAACAUUACCAAAUUCAUACUGGUGAGAAACCCUUUGAAUGUAAAGAAUGCGGAAAGGCCUUUAGUCUUCUGAUACAGCUUGCUCAACAUCAGAUCAUUCAUACUGGUGAGAAGCCAUUUAAAUGUAAGGAGUGUGGGAAGGCCUUUAAUUGUGGCUCAAACCUUGUUCAACCUCAGAGUAUUCAUACUGGUGAGAAACCCUAUGAAUGUAAGGAGUGUGGGAAGGCUUUUAGACUUCACCUACAACUUUCUCUGCAUCAAAAACUUGUACAGGUGAGAAACCGUUUGGAUAUAAGAAAUGUGGGACAGCCUUCAGACAUCAGUAGCAACUUAUUGAACAUCAGAAAAUUCAUACUUGGGUGAAAACCUUUGAAGGUAAGGAACGUGGGAAGGCCUUUCAAUAUCAUUACCAAUUUCGUGGACAUUAUAGAUUUCAUAUUUGUGAAAACCCUUAUAAAUGUCAAGGAUGUGGGAAAUGCUUUACCAGUGGUAGAAACCUUAGAGUACAUCAGAGAAUUCAUACUGGUGAGAAACCAUAUCAAUGUGAAGAAUGUGGGAAAGCCUUCAGUCAUAGUUCAAACCUGUUAAACAUGUUAAAAUUCAUACUGAUGAGAAGCCCUAUGAAUGUAAGGAAUGUGAAAAGGCCUUUAGAAGUAAUUAUGAACUUAUUGUACAUCUGAGAAUCCAUACUGCUGAGAAACCCUGUGAGUGUAAAGAAUGUGGAAAACUUUUGGAUUUAGCUUAGUCUUUACUGCACAUCAAAGAAUUCAUACUGGUAUGAACCGUAUGAAUGUAAAGAAUGUGGAAAGGCCUUUACUUAUAGCUCGAGCCUUGUUCAACAUGUUAAAAUUCAUACUGGUGAGCAACCCUGUGAAUAUAAAGGAUGUGGGAAAACCUUUAGACUUAGUUCAGUCCUUUCUGCACAUCACAAAAUUCAUACUGGCAUGAAACCCUAUGAAUGUAAAGAAUGUGAGCAAACCCUUACUGUGAUUGAUCUGCUUACUCAACAUCAGAAAAUUCAUUAUAGUUAGAAGUUUUAUGAAUAUAAGGAGUGUAGACAAGCCUUCACUGUGUAUGAAAAAUUUACUCAACACCAGAGAAUUCAUAUUGAUGAGAAAUCCUGUGAACAUAAAAGAAUGUGUGAAGAACUUUCAUCGUGGCCUGGGAUUUGCUCAACAUCAGAGUAUUCAUACUGCUGAGAACUCCUUUGAGUGUAAGGAAUGUGGGAUGUUUUAUAGCCACACUAAAUGCCUUAGAGUUCAGAGAAGAUAAUUUUGGUGAGAAAGUUAUUGAUGUGAGGAAUGCAGAGUAGCUGCCAUGUUCCCAGUUUACUACCCAUGAAAUAUUUCACUGGAUACAGGCAUACCUCGCUUAAUUGUGCAUUGCAGUUACUGCAUUUUAUACACAUUGAAGGUUUGCAGCAACCUUGCAGUGAAUAAGUCUAUGAGCACCAUUUUCCAAACAGCAUGUGCACAUUUCACGUCUUUGUGUCACACUUUGCUAGUUUUCAUAAUAUUUCAAACUUUUUCAUUGUUAAAUCUGUUAUGGUGAUCUGUGACCAGUGUUUUUUGAUGUUACUAGUGUAAUUGUUUGGGGAUACCACAAAUCCUGCUCAUAAAAGAUGGUGAACCUA
Molecule: messenger RNA, 7435 nt
Organism: Symphalangus syndactylus (siamang)
Lineage: Eukaryota; Metazoa; Chordata; Mammalia; Primates; Hylobatidae
Gene: ZNF780B
Product: zinc finger protein 780B
Biological process (GO): regulation of DNA-templated transcription
Molecular function (GO): DNA-binding transcription factor activity, RNA polymerase II-specific; RNA polymerase II cis-regulatory region sequence-specific DNA binding
Source: RefSeq, a predicted model, not a curated record